CGCCUCUUCCGGUUCUGUCUUUUCGUCGCGUCGCCGCUUGUGGACCGCAACGUGUCCGGACAAGAUGGCACUUUAUAAUUUUAAGAAGAUUAUGGUGGUUCCCACCGCUAAAGAUUUCAUUGACAUCACAUUAUCUAAAACACAAAGAAAGACACCCACAGUGAUACACAAGCAUUACCAGAUCCACCGCAUCCGACACUUUUACAUGCGCAAAGUCAAGUUCACGCAGCAGAACUACCACGACCGGCUCACACAGAUCCUCGCCGACUUCCCCAAACUGGAUGACAUCCAUCCUUUCUAUGCUGAUCUGAUGAACGUGUUGUAUGACAAAGAUCAUUAUAAGUUGGCUUUGGGGCAAAUAAACAUUGCCAAGAAUUUGAUAGAUAAUGUUGCAAAGGACUAUGUGCGCCUGAUGAAGUAUGGCGAUUCUCUGUACCGCUGUAAACAGUUGAAGAGAGCGGCUCUGGGUCGUAUGUGCACCAUCAUGAAAAGACAGAAGUCCAGCUUGGAGUAUCUGGAACAAGUGCGUCAACAUCUUUCCCGUCUGCCGACUAUUGACCCCAACACGAGGACUCUGCUUCUCUGCGGGUACCCAAAUGUCGGCAAAUCCAGUUUCAUCAACAAGGUCACCAGAGCCGAUGUCGAUGUGCAGCCGUACGCCUUCACCACUAAAUCUCUAUUUGUGGGUCACAUGGACUACAGAUAUCUCCGCUGGCAGGUGGUGGACACUCCUGGGAUCCUGGACCACCCUCUGGAGGAGAGGAACACCAUCGAGAUGCAGGCCAUCACGGCUCUAGCUCACCUGCGUGCUGCGGUUCUUUACGUUAUGGACAUAUCAGAGCAGUGUGGCCACGCCCUGCAGGAGCAGCUGGAGCUCUUCAACAACAUCCGACCCCUGUUUGCCAAUAAGCCUCUGAUUGUUGUGGCCAACAAAUGUGAUGUAAAGAAGAUCAGUGAACUGUCUGAUGAAAACCAGAAAAUCUUUGCUGCCCUUUCUGCCGAGGGAGUUCCUGUCAUUGAGACCAGCACGCUGACCGAGGAAGGAGUCAUGCAAGUUAAAACAGAAUCAUGUGACCGACUCCUCGCCCACCGUAUCGACACCAAAAUGAAGGGCAAGAAGGUCCAUGACGUUCUCAACAGGCUCCAUUUGGCCAUGCCCACCAAGAGAGACGAGAAGGAAAGGCCUCCGUUCAUCCCAGAAGGAGCCAAGUUCCGUAAGAAAGCGAUGGAGGUGGAUGCACCCAAACGUAAACUGGAGCGGGAUCUGGAGGUGGAGUUGGGUGAUGACUACGUUCUCGACUUGCAGAAAUACUGGGACCUGAUGAAUGAAGACGAGAAGCACGAUAAGAUUCCUGAGGUGUGGGAGGGACACAAUAUUGCAGAUUACAUUGAUCCAGCCAUCAUGAAGAAACUGGAGCAGCUGGAGGAGGAGGAGGGGCUAAAGGAACGGGCCGGCGAGUACGACUCGGACGAGGAGAGCGAGGAUGAGGAGAUGCAGGAGAUCCGCAUGUUGGCCAAACAGAUCCGUGAGAGGAAGCAGCUCAUGAUCAUAGAGUCCAAAGAAAAGGACGUGCACGGGCCUCGCAUGCCCAGGACAGCUGCCAAGAUUGAAAGGAAAACGCUGGAGAAGGAGAUGGGUGAACUCGGUCUGGAUAUGAACGAGAAGAACAAUAGUCACUACGCACAACAGGCUCGGAGGUCUCGCAGUGUCGCUCUGAAACGCAAACGCGAGGCAUCAGCGACACCCACCUCCAGGACCCGCAGCCAGAGUGCCUCCCGUACACCACGAGACCAGUCAGGAUUACGUGAUGCAAAGAUGGUAAAGCGGGCAAAGAAGAUUAUGAAGAAUUCCCAGAAGGACAUGAACCGCCAGGGCAGGAAGGGGGAAUCGGACCGGCACAUCUUUGACCUGAAACCCAAACACCUGCUGUCCGGGAAGAGAAAGAUGGGCUCCACCAGUCGCAGAUAAAAACCUCAAUGGGAGGCUUCAGAUUCACAUCCUUUUUACUCAAAAUAUGAUGUGGAAAAAAAUCCAUCUUGCAGUCUGUUUCUAAAGAAACAAAACCUUCCUUAAAUGCAACAGCAUUUUUUUUUCUAAAGUUGUUAUUGUGUUUGUUCAGCAGGGAAUUGGACUCUGAUUGAACAGUUUUUCCUCUGGUGGUAUUUCCUACAUUAGCAUUGAUCACGCUCCCUCAGAUGAUGCCGUUUCUUUGUGUUAAAGUGAUUAUGAUGCUUCCUUAACAACACCUCUUGAUUAACAAGAGAACCAAAUAAAUAUAAUCUAAGUG
Thalassophryne amazonica is the source of this 2288-nucleotide messenger RNA. It is a transcript of the gene gtpbp4, whose product is annotated as GTP binding protein 4. Gene Ontology annotation, biological process: ribosomal large subunit biogenesis. The coding region runs from base 65 to 1969 and encodes 634 amino acids. Gene Ontology annotation, cellular component: nucleolus. The record is from RefSeq and is a predicted model, not a curated record. Gene Ontology annotation, molecular function: RNA binding; GTPase activity; GTP binding. The transcript has 17 exons. Lineage: Eukaryota; Metazoa; Chordata; Actinopteri; Batrachoidiformes; Batrachoididae.